Cantharellus anzutake is the source of this 216-nucleotide messenger RNA. RefSeq lists its product as uncharacterized. The annotation marks the transcript as partial. The transcript has a single exon. The record is from RefSeq and is a predicted model, not a curated record. NCBI's taxonomy places the organism in Eukaryota, Fungi, Basidiomycota, Agaricomycetes, Cantharellales, Hydnaceae.
UCGAAGUGCCACCAGGGGACUCGAGAGAAGAUGCAAGAAUCCAUUCUCAAACACUUGCGUGAAGCCAAGAACCGAUUUGUCUGGCUACGUGGCUCACCGGGUACUGGGAAGACCGCGAUAUGUUUAAGCAUCGCAUCCGUUCUUGAGGAAGGGGGUGCCCUGGCGGCAUCUUUUUUUUGGGACAAGAACCAAAAGGAAUCCGGGCUGGGUUCUAUC